GAAGAAGGCAUGUUGUGGAGGAACUGCUACUUUUUUUUUUUUAAGCUUUUGCAGCCAUUUCACAGUCCACUUUCACUGCGGCUUUCUCUCCUUUUUGUCUCCCCGGUCAUCUCAGCCCUCCAUGCACUCAAUUAACGGCCCAGAUUCUUGAUCCCUUUUAGGGCUUCUCGCCGCCAAUGAACUCGCCGGAAGACGUCUCCGACCACCGGAGCUACAGCCCCAGUGCCGACGUCAGCGAGUCCGAGACCUCCGUUGCCUCCUCCUCCUCCUCCUUUCAUCCCUUCUUCCCUGCCUCUUCUCCGAAUGCCGCCUCCGCUUCGACGAUGAUCCCUGAUGGCGAUUCUCUCUUCUGGGAAUCCACUCCUGAGAAGAGGAAUGCUGAUUUCUCCGCUUCCGGUAUGGAGAUGAUGAAGGAGCGAUUUGCUAAGCUUUUGCUCGGCGAGGACAUGUCUGGUGGAGGGAAGGGCGUAUCCACAGCGCUUGCUAUUUCCAAUGCCAUCACGAAUCUCUCAGCUACUGUGUUUGGUGAAUUAUGGAGGUUGGAGCCACUGGCUCCACUAAAGAAAUCAAUGUGGUUUAGAGAAAUUGAAUGGUUGCUUUGUGUGAGUGACUACAUUGUGGAGCUUACCCCUUCUUUGCAAGAGGUUCCCGGGGGUGGGAGCUAUGAGGUGAUGGUCCCUCGGCCUCGGUCUGAUCUCUAUAUGAAUCUUCCGGCACUCAAGAAGCUUGAUGCGAUGCUUCUUGCUAUGCUGGAUGGGUUCCGGGACACGGAGUUUUGGUAUGUGAAUAGGGGGAUUAUGGCUGCUGAUGAUGAAGAUGAUAGUGGUGAUACUUACCAGUCUUCAUCGUUCGGGAGACCUUCUUUGAGGCAGGAGGAGAAAUGGUGGCUACCGUGUCCGAAAAUCCCUCCAAAAGGUUUGUCUGCAGGUGCAAGAAAGAGGUUGCAGCAAUGUAGGGACUGUGCAAAUCAAAUUCUCAAGGCCGCCAUGGCGAUAAAUAGUGGGGUGCUUGCAGAUAUGGAGAUACCCGAUGUUUAUUUCGAAACAUUACCAAAGACUGGAAAGUCCUGUUUGGGUGAGGCUAUCCACCGCAAUAUAACUGCUGAGCAAUUUUCUCCAGAAUGUCUCCUUGAUAGCUUAGACUUGUCAUCCGAGCACCAUGCUGUGGAAAUAGCAAAUAGAAUUGAAGCAGCUUUACAUGUCUGGAAAUCUAAAGAAUGGAGAAGGCAUUCCCACAAAUCAAAAGCAAAGAAGUCAUCAUGGAGCAGAAAGGUCAAAAGUCUUGUGAACCUCAAGGAAAGAAAUCAAUUCCUGGCACAACAUGCCGAGUGUCUCUUGCAAUGCUUAAAGCUCCGUCAUCCUGGUCUCCCACAAUCUGCAUUGGAUAUGAACAAGAUACAAUACAAUAAGGAUGUAGGGCAGUCCAUCCUCGAGAGCUAUUCGAGGGUUCUUGAGAGUUUGGCUUUUAACAUAAUGGCAAGAAUUGAUGACUUGAUUUUCGUGGAUGAUGCAACAAAAAAGUGUGCAGCUCCAGAAACAUUGUCAUUGUUUAACCCAGGAGGGCUUGGAGGACUUCCCAUUCAGAAAAGGAUAUCACCAAGCCCUUUCUCCCUCAAUAAGAGCCCUCACACAUCGUCACCUUUUGCAACACCGACACACACAUUUUGUUCGUCCACCCUCAGCAGCAGCCCCAGAAGAGCACAAUCCUCCCCGUGCCUGGGACAGCAAGAUCUAAAACUGGGAAAACUCAUCUCCGGCGAUCAGGAGAUGGCUUGGUCAUACACUGGGAACUUGACUUCCGGAAAAGACGCAGGAGAUGUUUCAGAAAGGGACCGGGUUUAGGUCACAUUGAAUUAGGAUAGGACAAUGUAAAUUCUCUAAGCCAUAGAACAGAUUUACUUCUAAUUCUGAUUUAAUCAGGGAUGAGUUGCAUUUGAGGAUUAUAUAUAUGACCACAUCUACUGCUGUCAGUCAGUCACUGAUUUCUUUCCAAGGAAAACUUAAAACCUGUAGUCUCUCAUUUGAGAAAUUUUCAGUUUGAAGUAUAUAUUUAUGUUCU
Dioscorea cayenensis subsp. rotundata (Guinea yam) is the source of this 2058-nucleotide messenger RNA. RefSeq names its product rop guanine nucleotide exchange factor 1-like. Bases 177 to 1841 code for a protein of 554 amino acids. Lineage: Eukaryota; Viridiplantae; Streptophyta; Magnoliopsida; Dioscoreales; Dioscoreaceae. The record is from RefSeq and is a predicted model, not a curated record. The transcript is spliced from 5 exons. Gene Ontology annotation, molecular function: guanyl-nucleotide exchange factor activity.